This is a messenger RNA of Dioscorea cayenensis subsp. rotundata (Guinea yam), 2186 nucleotides long. Its product is annotated as pentatricopeptide repeat-containing protein At3g21470. The record is from RefSeq and is a predicted model, not a curated record. The transcript has a single exon. Bases 146 to 1846 code for a protein of 566 amino acids. Gene Ontology annotation, biological process: RNA modification. NCBI's taxonomy places the organism in Eukaryota, Viridiplantae, Streptophyta, Magnoliopsida, Dioscoreales, Dioscoreaceae. Gene Ontology annotation, molecular function: protein binding; RNA binding.
UAAUCUGGAGCAAUUGGAAUUCAAUUCAUCAAUGGAUUUCAAGCCAAACGGCUAAAAUAUAAAAGUCUGUAGAAUUGAAUUCUACAUACGUUUAACUUCAAGGAAUCCACAAGAUCUGUAUCCACAUUGUCUGAAUGAAGAAGAAAUGAGAGAAGAAGCUCUUCACAAUAAGCAAUAUGGCCGUAAUAAGCAAAACUCCACAAGUCAAGCAUUUCUGAGAAAACUCCAUGCAAUCUAUGUUUGCAGAGGUACACAAAGCUCUUCACAAUGGUCUCAGCUCAUCAGAGGCUACCUUUCUUCAGGCUUUCUCAGAGAAGCCUUAAUGGUUUACACCAAAAACCUCCCCAGAAGAACCUCCCACACAGUACUCCCUUUGGUUCUCAAGGCUUGUGGUUCUCUGGCAUUGCUUCCACUCGGAGCUUCUUUGCAUGGGGAGUCCGUGAAGGCCGGGUUGAUUGGUGAAAUUUUGGUAGGCACUACGUUUGUGUCAAUGUACUGCAAGUUUGGUAAUCUCAGUGAUGCACGGAAGGUGUUCGACGAAAUGCCUCACAGGAAUGUUGUUACUUAUAAUGCAAUGAUUGGAGGGUGUCUCAUGAAUGGUGAUGUGGAUUCAGCAUUGGUGUUGUUUGAAAGAUCGCCGGAGAGGACCCCGGUGACUUGGGUGACAAUGAUUGAUGGUUUUGCGAGGGUUGGGGACACUGUGACUGCUAGGAAGUUGUUUGACGAAACACCGAAUGAGUUGAGGAAUGUUGUGACUUGGACUGUUAUGGUUCAUGGUUAUGCCGCUAAAGGUGAGAUGGGUGCAGCUAGAGAAAUGUUUGAGUGCAUGCCUUGUAGAAGUUUUUUUGUGUGGUCAUCUAUGAUCAGUGGGUACUUUAAAAAAGGCGAUGCAAAGGAGGCCCGGAUGAUGUUUGAUCGGAUUCCGGAACGGAAUUUGGUGAAUUGGAAUGCUUUGAUUGCAGGGUAUGCCCAAAUUGGGUGUUGUGAGGAGGCAUUGGAUGCGUUUAGGGAAAUGCAGAAGGAUGGUUUUGAGCCAGAUGAAUUCACAAUGGCAAGUGUAUUGUCUGCUUGUUCGCAGUUGGGUUGCCUAGGGACAGGAAAGAAAAUUCAUGAUAUGAUCAAUCAAAAAAGGAUUAACACGAAUUAUUUUGUGUUGAAUGGUUUGGUUGAUAUGUAUGCGAAAUGCGGUGACCUUGAAAGAGCAAAAACAAUAUUUAAUGGGAUGAUAAACAGAAAUGUUGUUUGUUGGAAUUCAAUGAUUUCAGGCCUUGCUACUCAUGGUCGGAGCUAUGAAGCUCUUGCGCUGUUUGAUAGAAUGGAAGAGUCAAAAAAGGAGCCCGAUAAUGUGACAUUUCUGGCAGCACUUUCGGCUUGUACGCAUGCAGGAUUUGUUGACAGAGGAUUAGAGAUUUUCAGAAAGAUGGAAAAAUACGGAUUAGCUGCAGGUGUGGAGCACUAUGGAUGUAUAGUCGAUCUCUUGGGCCGAGCCGGAAGACUAAAUGAAGCUUACAGUUUAGUCAAGAGCAUGCCAGGGGUUCCAAACAGAUCAGUUUGGGGUGCUUUGCUUGGAGCUUGUAAAAUUCAUGCAGAUAAAAAUAUGGCAGAUAGAGUCUUGAGUGAUUUGAAUUCGAAUGCAGAGCAUGAUGAUGAUGUGAAGUACAUUGUAUUAUCAAAUGUUAAUGCCACUUUGAAUAAGUGGGAGGAAGCAGAGAAAUUAUGGAGGGUGAUGGCUGAGAAGGGAAUGCGAAAGAUUCCUGGGUGUAGUUCAAUUAUGGUUGGAGACAUCGAACAUAGAUUCCAUUCUGGUGCUAUAAGAGAAUCUCAAGCAUGUGUGAAGUUGGUGUAGUUUAUUGCGCUGAUUAAUUUCUGCCAUUGUUGAAACAUUAAGAGUUAAGACUUGAGAGGAUGGCAGAAAUUAACAAUGAUAAAAGCCUCAAUUGACAAUUUGAUAAGGUAAUUUGAUUGAUCCUGCUUAUCAUAUUGUGAAUAAAUAUUAUUUUGUUCAAUUUAGAGGAAUAAUUUGAUGCUCAUACUUAGAAUGUAUGUUCCUUUAGCAGUAUGGUAGUUGAAUACAUUGUCCUGCAAUUUAUAUGUAGUCUUUGCUUUUAAGCAGUGUUGUUUUGGGGAAUUCAAAAGAUUAAUAUUGACAAUCGUACAUAGAGUGGAGAAAGAUUAUUUAUUUAUAA